UUCUGCUGUCUCGUUCAAGUCUCAUAUGCAUGGGACACAAAACGCCGCAGAACGCAUCACUAAAUCUCCUUUUCUCUUUUCGCUUCCCCAGUGCUAAGCAGCAGUUAACGAUUGGACCUGAACAUUGACUGACAGUUAUCAUCAUCCUUCGUUUCAAGUUGGCCACCAUCAUCUCUGUUGUCUAAAUCUCCCUUCUAAGUUAUCUCAUAUGCUUUCUGGGGCAGUAAACACCACUCCUCGGCCACGGCCGCCAGGUCGGGCACGGAGAAUUUCUACCCACGUCAAAACUUCUCCGCCUCCUCCAUACGCUGCUAGAUCACUUCUUCAUGAUCCGCUGGAUCUGAAACGAGAGUCUUUCAACGGCGCAUCUGCAAUCACUGCGUGGGACGACAUCCCUAACAAUCCUCAUGUUUGGAAUGGGAGGUCCCGCGAGGAGCUUUCUGAUUUACUGCUGAAAGCCGAUGAACUCAUCAAAGACCGAGAAAAUGAACUCAGCGUCACCACAGCCGUCUGUAAAUCAUUGUACGAAAAUAAUUUAGAGCUCCAGGACAAGCACAAGGCGCUUAUCGCCCGCUUGCCUGCUUCAUCAGCAUCCUCUCCAUCCGGAUCCUCGUUAUCCUCUCCAACGAAUCCCGGAACACCUCUUCCACACUCCCCUCAUUACUAUACCAAUAUUUCUUCCUCCCGUGCGAGCACCAGUGCACAUCGCUCUCGCCGUUCGCAGAGACGUGUCUCUGUCUCUCCUGCGGACCUUGCUUUACUUUCAGAUCAGAACGCUGAGCUCCUUGCCAAGCUAGAAAAGCUUGAAUCUGAAUCUGCUCAUACAGAUCAAGCGGGACGGCGAAAAUUGCGCGGUUUGGAGAAAGAGAUUCAAGGGCUCCGAGAGGAGCUUGAUAAAACUCGCGCCAGGAGCGACGAGCUUGAGGAAAAGGCAAAACUUGCUAGUCUCAGUCUCGAGUCUGAAGAAGCGUCGAAGAGGCGACACGAGAGAGAGGAACGAGUCCGCGCCCUACGGGGUAAAAGCGAGAGUGAUACAAGUGACGGAGAAGUACGAGACUUUGCGCCAGGGGGAACACUUGCUUCUCGAGGGAACUCAAAAAGACCUACCGGGCUAGGCAAGUUAGAGAAACACAAGUUUUCGUCGCAGGGUCUACGCCGGCAUGCUUCGGAAGCCAUCUUUCGUUCGGCUCCUGUCGAUCACAAGCUUACUGAGCGAUCUCGAAAGAUGUCCAUGUACGACGGUCUCUCUCGAUCAUUCCCGCAGUUCCAGUUUCCUCCUCCUGCUCAGGCGCCAGCCCCGGCAACGCCCGAAUAUGCACUCGUGUCCCAACUCCUUCAAAAGAUCCACGAACUUGAGCAGAUUAAUGCACAAAUAACUGUGCAACAAGCUAGAACGACGGCGUCGCUGCAGUCGGUCCAAAGAGAUGCUGCGAGCAUCCGGCUCAUCUAUGAGAGCCUUGGCGAUGCCGAUACCAUUGACUGGUUGGAUGGGGAUGACAGCAUCGAGAAUCCCGGUGUCCACGAGGAAAGUGAACAUGACGAGGAAGACGAGACGAUCCGUUUUGCCAGUCUCCGUCGGUCUAUGCUCGUGGAUUCCUCGGUUGAUUUUGAUAGCGGCAUCGAACCAGACAGACAGAGCAGUAUGCGACACCCAAUACUUCCAGAACUCUUUCCUCUACCUGCACAUCAUCGCGCCCGUCGAUCUGUUGUUGGAUUAUUUGAUCCCCCGACUGUAUCUGAUGUCAGUAAUCCACCAUCUGUACAGUCACUGAUUAUUCCCGGCCUGCCACCCGUCCCUUUUGUUCCUCAGCCCAGCACGGAAGCCGUGACCCCCGAAGAAUUGGACUUAUCAUCACCUCUGGCUGCGGCAUUGCCUAUCACAGAAUUCACAGGCCGCCAGACGCUAGACAAUGAGCUAGGACUUGCAUGGGGCAACUGUCCUGGGAAUGACCACUUCCGAACACCAAGUUUAAUUGACCUUACAUCGCUUUCACCUUCUUUAUCCGCUGGCAACGCCGUCGGCGUUCCGGCACCCGGAACCCCUUCCGCGGAAGAUAUCCUGUCCUUUGUCCCUCCUUCUAGUUAUAUCUCAGUUCCUUCCACAUCUUCCAGCUCGUUUGCGGAGCAUGUUAGCUUGCAACCAGGUACAUGGCAAGGUAUUCACGACUCUGAGUCCGUGACGUAUAGUCCGCCCAACGCGCACAUGGAAACAAUUGCAGACAGGAAGCGUCGCAAAUCACAUACCAUUCGCAUGCGCACAAACCACUGGAAUGAAGGUCGCUUCGAAGCGACACUUCUUUCUGCCCCGCGGAGGGAGAGCUCUGCUGAUCUCGCCCGUCCUUCCACUCCGGUUCCCCAGAGACUCGUGAACGAGUUCGUGGAUAGCAUAAGCCGCCAUCGGACUCAUGCCGUUUCCCGCAAUAUCACAGACGACGAGCCAACGACAGGAUCUGCUUCGCCCAUCUCCCUUCGUCAGGAACAGAAGCCUCAGCAGCGAGGGUUCGUAUCGUUCAUCUUGGAGGUGUGGUUGUGGCUUCAGUUUGCUAUCGUUGUUGUCGUCUUUCUUUGGGCGAUGGCGAAGCGCGGACCGAAGAGUGUGUUGGAUGAAGCCCAGAGACGGAAGAUUCAAUGAUGGACCUCAGUUUCAUAUUGUAUUGUAAUAGGGUUAAUGUUGAAUAUGCCCCUAAUGAUAUUGUUUUCUCUACGCAAUCAUUGCUGAUCAGCGCCACCAGACCUGAAGUUCGUCACACCUUUGUGCUCUUUGGCAAGUUAUAUCACU
This is a messenger RNA of Suillus clintonianus, 2779 nucleotides long. RefSeq lists its product as uncharacterized. NCBI's taxonomy places the organism in Eukaryota, Fungi, Basidiomycota, Agaricomycetes, Boletales, Suillaceae. The transcript is spliced from 2 exons. The record is from RefSeq and is a predicted model, not a curated record. Bases 209 to 2632 code for a protein of 807 amino acids.